This is a messenger RNA of Xiphias gladius (swordfish), 1787 nucleotides long. RefSeq names its product multidrug and toxin extrusion protein 1-like. The transcript has 16 exons. The record is from RefSeq and is a predicted model, not a curated record. Lineage: Eukaryota; Metazoa; Chordata; Actinopteri; Istiophoriformes; Xiphiidae. Gene Ontology annotation, biological process: xenobiotic detoxification by transmembrane export across the plasma membrane. Gene Ontology annotation, cellular component: membrane. Bases 1 to 1758 code for a protein of 585 amino acids. Gene Ontology annotation, molecular function: xenobiotic transmembrane transporter activity; antiporter activity.
AUGGAGGGUUCUGCAAAAACAACAGUCAGUACCAAUGAGGUGAUCGGAGCCGUGACAGCAGGUGAAGCAGCUUCUUCCGUACACGACUCUGGGGACAGCUGCAGCUCCUGCCUGAAACUGGGCUUUAUCCAGCUGGACUACCGGAAUGAGCUCAAACAAAUGUGCAGGCUUGUGGGACCAGUGGUCAUUUCCCAGUUGAUGGUCUUCAUGAUCAGUGUCGUCAGCACAGUGUUCUGUGGUCACCUGGGGAAAACUGAACUAGCAGGGGUAUCCUUAGCAGCUGCGGUGCUUAAUGUCACUGGUAUUUCCAUUGGAUCUGGUUUGUCGUUAACUUGUGAUACCCUCAUAUCUCAGACGUAUGGGAGCGGUAACUUGAAGCGUGUGGGCGUGAUCCUCCAGAGAGGGAUUCUGAUUCUGCUGAUGGCCUGUUUUCCCUGUUGGGCCAUCCUCAUCAACACUGAACCUCUCCUACUUGCUGUCAAACAGAGCCCAGAGGUCGCCAGUCUCUCACAGUUGUAUGUGAAGAUCUUCAUGCCUGCUCUGCCGGCUGCUUUUAUGUACCAGCUGCAAGCGAAGUACCUUCAAAAUCAGAGCAUUAUAUGGCCUCAGGUUAUGACUGGACUGACUGCAAAUGUCCUGAAUGGAAUUAUCAACUACAUCUUCCUCUAUCUUCUGGAUUUGGGCGUAGCUGGAUCUGCAGCAGCCAAUGCUAUCUCUCAGUAUUUGAUGGCGGUGGUCUUAUACGUUUACAUCUGCUGGAGGGGUCUGCACAAGGCCACAUGGGGAGGUUGGUCGCUUGAGUGUAUGCAGGAGUGGGGACCCUACGUCAAGUUGGCCAUUCCCAGCAUGCUCAUGCUUUGUCUGGAGUGGUGGAUGUUUGAGUUCGGAGGAUUCCUGGCCGGAGUGAUUAGUGAGACUGAGCUGGCAGCCCAGGCCAUAGUAUUACAGCUGACCAAUAUAGCUUAUAUAUUCUCAAUAGGAUUCUCUGUUGCUGCCAGUGUACGAGUUGGGAAUGCUCUUGGUGCAGGAAACAUAGAGCAGGCCAAGCAAUUUUCCAAGGUUCCCAUCAUGUGUGCAUUCAUAGUUGCAUGUAUUAUUGGAGCUAGCUUUAGCAUCGCUAGAAAUGUUGUUGGAUACAUUUUCACCACGGAGCAAGACGUUUUAGAGAAGGUGGCUGACGUCAUGCUUAUAUUUGGUCUCAUGCACGUCGGUGAUGCCACUGCGGGUGUGGCUGGGGGAGUUCUUAGAGGAGCAGGGAAACAGUUGGUUGGUGCUCUGUGUAACCUGGUGGGAUACUACUUCAUUGGCUUCCCCAUUGGUGUGUCCCUAAUGUUUGCAGCGAACAUGGGAAUUGUGGGACUAUGGACAGGACUUACCACUUGUGUGCUAAUGCAGUCGAUUUUCUUCAUCACAUAUGUGUGUAAACUUGACUGGAAGAAGGCUGCUGAAGAGGCUCUCGUGAGAGCAGGAAUCCAGAUCAAAGAUGAAAUUGAGAUGGUCGGGAUGGAAAACACAGAGUCAAAGCAGAACCAGGCUGACAUCAGUACUACUUCAUCCAGUUGUGACAUUGCUGAGGAGGAUCACACUUACCAGCAGGUGCACGGUCCAGAUCAGAAUAAAUCCACCUCCUCCACAGCGGGAGAUGUUCUCUCAGUAACACAGCUGAUUUUACGGCGUGGACUGACACUGCUGCUCAUGGUCGUCAUGCUAAUCCUUGGAAUCUUGGCCAACAACUUGCUCAUCAGACUGUUGAAAUGAAUCUUGCAGACAGACGGAUGUUUGGCAGG